GUAUAUUUUAAGUUUUAGCGCGCUCUCGACAAAUGCACUUCUGUUAACUAUUUUAGAAAUUCAUUCAAUGAAAGCCACAAAUUUGGUUGACGUCACGAAAAUCAUAUUCAAGCGCGUGAAAAAGUCGCGUAUAGAAAAUUGUUUCUUUUCUAUCUCUACCUAUACAAUGACUGGUUCAUAUGACUCUAAAAAGAUAAUACACGGCUGUAUUCAAUAUGCAAUACGAAACACCUUGACUAAAAAAAAACCUUGCAUGACUUAUGCUUAUUCAAGAGUCGUGUCAUUUAAAGCAAUUGAGGGCAUGAUGGGUUCAGCCUUUGCAGUAGAAAGCUUUGAGAUACUAUCCGAGUUCCCCAGUCUCCAUGACUUCUUUCUGAUAGCCAAGCAAAAAAUAGAACCAGAGCAAUACAUCGAGGACUUUGAUGGCUGGUAUUUUGAUAUCAUGAAUUUAUUGGAAUACAAUGCGAAUGUCAGAGCCUUUCAGCCUAUCUGGGACUCUGUUUUACAAAAAGCGGGAAUCAAAGACCCAGAAAACGAUUAUUUGUUUGUUGUCUAUCGUGCGGAUGAUGCAGUAAAGCUAAGGGAUUUUGAUCUGGAAGAAAACUACGCGUCUAUUCCACUUGUUUCGUUGGAUGAAGCAUACAGUGACGAAGAAGACGCCAAGGAACUUGAUCACAAAACUAGUCAGACACCAUGCAACAAUCAAUCCAUGACCAUCAAAAAGAUUAAAGAAGAAAAACUUGUUCAUCACCCAGAUUCUGAUUUCGACUAUGAUGAAGAAGUAGUGAAAGAUAAAGUAACUAUUGAACUUGUCCAUACCAAACAAGUAGAAAAAAGACAAGAAGAAUCUAAUGAAGAACCAAAAGAAGAGGUAGAUCAGACAACACUAGAAGCCCACAAAGAAAGCCCGCAAGAACCCAUUCUGGUGAAUAAAAAAUAUAUGCUGGAUCAAGAAUUGAUUAACUUAAACAAACAACAUGCCAUGUCAAGAGAAUCAUUCUUGGCUAGGGCUUCUAUAGUUGAUAGAUUGAACCAUUUGAUUAACGUUGUUUGGGGACAAAAAGGUCUCUAUGUCUCUACUUUUGGAUCUUCACUCAGUGGGUUAGGCACAGAUAAAGCAGAUGUCGAUCUAUGCAUUGUAGUUCCAUACUGUUCUAAUCAUACUGAAUACGAAAUGCAACUCUUGAGAUUACUGCCAAAUUCAGUAUUUAACAUGAACUCUGUAGCAACUUACUUGGCUGGAACAGGCAUGGUGAAUAUUGAACCUAUCAACAAUGCCUUUGUGCCUAUCUGUAAAUUUACUGAUCCUGUUACUGGACUACACUGCGACAUAAACACAAACAGCACACUAGGCAUACACAACACGAAACUGAUCAUGCAAUACAUGAAAUUAGAUGUUCGAAUCCGACCUUUUCUGUUUGCACUGAAAUAUUUUGUUGAAUCUCAAGACAUCAAUUAUACAAGAGGUGGAACAAUGUCUAGUUAUGCCUAUCACUUAUUGGCAUUGCACUAUCUGAUGAAUGUACAACAUCCACCUGUGAUUCCCAACUUACAACACCUCACUGGUGCCACUUGUGAGAGCAAACGCUGUCUAUACAAAAAGAACAUAAGCUUAGUAGAAGGAUGUGAUGUACGCUAUCAUGACUGUGUGGUGAUCAACAAUACAGAAGCAGAAGACCUUGCCAUUACAUACGAAUUAGAUGAAUACUCAACGUUAUGGCCAUCAAAUAACACAAAAGGGGUUGGUACUUUGUUGGUUGAAUUCUUUGAACAUUACUCGAAUCGUGACAACUUGUUCAAGACAAUGUCUAUAUCACCACCUAUUGAACACCUUCAAAUGCAACAGAAAUGGGAAAAUAAUCUGAUUGUCUUGCCUGACCCAUUUAUCAGGUCUCGAAAUGUGUGUAAAACUGUGACUCUUGUUGGAGGCAAUACUAUUUGCAAAGAAUUCAAACGUGCUUAUGAUAUGUUAAAGGAAGGCAAGAGCUUCAGUCAAGUUGCCCAGUCUAAAGAUACCACUUCCAGACCAGUGGAUAAGCAAUGCCUAGACUAUAAGUUUGGCAGAAAAGACCUUCGUCAUAUACAACGCUAUAGACCAAGUGUAAUUUAUUAAUAUUCCUUAAAAGAUGGAUAUUUAAGGAGCAUUUGAACAUAGUCAUUAGGAU
Messenger RNA from Gilbertella persicaria, 2165 nucleotides. RefSeq lists its product as uncharacterized. The transcript is spliced from 4 exons. Gene Ontology annotation, biological process: RNA 3'-end processing. The coding region runs from base 68 to 2113 and encodes 681 amino acids. Lineage: Eukaryota; Fungi; Mucoromycota; Mucoromycetes; Mucorales; Choanephoraceae. Gene Ontology annotation, molecular function: nucleotidyltransferase activity. The record is from RefSeq and is a predicted model, not a curated record.